Molecule: messenger RNA, 857 nt
Organism: Triticum aestivum (bread wheat)
Lineage: Eukaryota; Viridiplantae; Streptophyta; Magnoliopsida; Poales; Poaceae
Product: ferredoxin, root R-B1
Exons: 1
Coding region: 275-739 (154 amino acids)
Biological process (GO): electron transport chain
Molecular function (GO): 2 iron, 2 sulfur cluster binding; electron transfer activity
Source: RefSeq, a predicted model, not a curated record
CCCUCUGGGAUCUGCUUCUCUCUUUCUCUCGAUGAAGCAGGAUAUGUUCUGAUGCUUCUACUUUGCACUAGCACCUUCGUGUCGUCACUCGUCACCUUCGAUGGCCAUUUCCCAAGGACACCAGCCACGUACGCUCCUGGCGAGGUUGCUACUGGUGCAGCUCAACAUCUCACGCACGCCUAUUAAUACCGCGCGCGUGUGCUCUGCGAUUCUCAAGUUGUGAUCGCCGACCGCACGGUACUCACAAGCGAAGUUCUCUGCUUUCUUUUGAGCUAUGGCAGCUCUGGGCGCAGCACCAGCGUGCGUCCCUGCCUCCGGCGUCAGGUGCGUGCCGGCGUUUGCUGCCGCGCCGGCGCCGAUCAGGACCGCCCCGCGUCCCGCCGCCCCCCUGAAGCGACCGACGACGGGCGGCGCGAGGCUGUCGGCGAGGUUCAGGACGGCGGCGGCGACGCACAAGGUGAAGCUCGUCGGGCCCGACGGCGCGGAGACGGAGCUGGAGGUGGCGGAGGACGCCUACAUCCUGGACGCGGCGGAGGAGGCCGGCGUGGAGCUGCCCUACUCGUGCCGGGCCGGGUCGUGCUCGACGUGCGCGGGGAAGCUGGCGUCCGGCGAGGUGGACCAGUCGGACGGGUCGUUCCUGGACGACGCGCAGAUGGCCGACGGGUACGUGCUCACCUGCGUCGCCUACCCCCGGGCGGACUGCGUCAUCUACACCCACAAGGAAGAGGAGGUGCAUUAGGUAGACCAAAUCGUGGCAGAGCUUUCGUGUCGUGUCCGAAAGUUUGUGUCUUGCACAUGCAUGGUGCUGUGUAGUGGAGUAGUAUCGUUCUGAACGCUGUGUAAUUUGUUUGCUCAAA